Messenger RNA from Entelurus aequoreus (snake pipefish), 3364 nucleotides. RefSeq names its product serine/threonine-protein kinase BRSK2-like. The transcript is spliced from 22 exons. The record is from RefSeq and is a predicted model, not a curated record. Gene Ontology annotation, molecular function: ATP binding; protein serine/threonine kinase activity; tau-protein kinase activity. Gene Ontology annotation, cellular component: cytoplasm. Gene Ontology annotation, biological process: microtubule cytoskeleton organization; intracellular signal transduction; protein phosphorylation. Bases 345 to 2594 code for a protein of 749 amino acids. NCBI's taxonomy places the organism in Eukaryota, Metazoa, Chordata, Actinopteri, Syngnathiformes, Syngnathidae.
GCUGACCGCAAAACGCGGUAAGUCGCUAGUCUCGCUCCGGUUGUGGUGAGUGUUCAGCGCCUCUCUGAGGGCAAGAGUUCAAGCCAGUGGUGACCUGUGUGGGAUGAGUCCCUGAGGAUGCUGUUUGCUCUCCUGUUGCAGUGUCUCUUCUGCAGGUCCUCUAGAGAUGUGGAUGCAGGGUGGUUCUCUCUGCAGGACAAACAAGUGCAUAUGGGAGGAGCCUGCAGGGCCCGGCGUUAACUCAGCACCAACCUUCCGACCUGGGAUGAGCCCUACUGCAUUGCGAGCCGAACCGGGCCCACGUCUGUCUUGAUUCAUCCGUUCCCAAUCAGCAUUCCGCUGCAAUGUCGGGGAAGCUGAGCAGCAAGGAGAUGGGCCAGUCCAACCAGUAUGUGGGGCCUUACCGGCUGGAGAAGACCCUUGGGAAGGGACAGACCGGACUGGUAAAGUUGGGUGUCCACUGUAUAACAGGGCAGAAAGUGGCCAUAAAGAUUGUCAACAGAGAAAAACUGUCCGAAUCAGUUCUCAUGAAGGUGGAAAGAGAAAUAGCGAUUCUCAAACUAAUCGAGCACCCUCACGUUCUGAAGCUGCAUGAUGUCUAUGAAAAUAACAAGUAUCUGUACCUGGUGUUGGAGCAUGUGUCUGGUGGGGAGCUCUUUGACUAUCUGGUGAAAAAGGGAAGGUUGACCCCCAAAGAGGCCAGGAAGUUCUUCAGGCAGAUCAUCUCCGCUCUGGACUUCUGCCAUAGUUACUCCAUAUGUCAUAGAGACUUGAAGCCUGAGAAUCUUCUCCUGGAUGAGAAGAAUAACAUCAGGAUAGCAGAUUUUGGCAUGGCCUCACUCCAAGUUGGGGAUAGUCUACUGGAAACUAGUUGUGGAUCCCCACAUUAUGCUUGCCCUGAAGUAAUAAGGGGAGAGAAGUACGAUGGCCGCAGGGCAGAUGUCUGGAGUUGUGGAGUCAUCCUCUUUGCUCUUCUUGUGGGCGCGUUGCCGUUUGACCAUGACAACCUACGGCAGCUUCUAGAAAAAGUUAAAAGCGGAGUGUUCCACAUGCCCCACUUUAUACCCCCUGACUGUCAAGCAUUGCUCAAAGGAAUGAUAGAAGUCAACCCUGACAAGAGACUCACGUUAGAAGCAAUACAGACCCACGCCUGGUACCAAAGCGGCCGCAAUGAGCCGUGCCCUGAGCAGCCACCGCCUCGCCGUGUGUGCGUCACCAGGGUGCUGUCGUUGACCGACCUGGACCCCGACGUCUUGGAAAGCAUGUAUUCUUUAGGGUGCUUCCGGGAUCGGGUCAAACUCACACGGGACCUUACAAGUGAGGAAGAGAACCAGGAAAAGAUGAUUUACUACCUCCUGUUGGACAGAAAAGAGCGUUACCCCACCUAUGAGGAUGAGGAUCUGCCCCCCAGAAAUGACGCUGACCCUCCCAGGAAGCGCGUGGACUCCCCUAUGUUGAGCCGUCAUGGCCGCUGUAGACCCGAGAGGAAGAGUCUGGAGGUCUUGAGUGUCACUGAUCAAGGCUCUCCCACCCCACCUCGCAGGAACCUGGACACUAAUGCACACAGUCAAAGGUCUCGUUCGGUGAGUGGAGCGUCCACAGGUCUGUCCUCAAGUCCUCUCAGCAGUCCCAGGGUCACGCCGCAGGGCUCGCCACUCCCCACCCCGCUGGGCACGCCCGUGCACCAAAUGCAACACCCUUCCUCCACCACCCCUCCCUCCUCUUCCUCCUCGUCUUCUUCUCCCAGAGCGGACGGGUCCGGGGGGGCUUCCCUGUCGCUGACGCCGCCCUCCAGCCCGGGGAGCAGCGGCGGUCUGGCCUCUUCAAGCUCCGCCCACUGGAGGACAAGGCUCAACUCGUUCAAAAACAACCUGCUGGGGUCGCCACGCUUCCAUCGACGCAAACUUCAAGUUCCAACUUCAGAGGACAUGUCAAGUUUGACUCCAGAGUCCAGUCCAGAACUGGCUAAGAAAUCCUGGUUCGGUAACUUCAUCAGCCUGGAGAAGGAGGAGCAAAUCUUUGUUUUAAUUCGAGACAAACCCCUCAGCUCUAUAAAAGCCGACAUCGUUCAUGCGUUUCUCUCUAUCCCGUCCCUCGGCCACAGUGUUGUGUCUCAGAACAGUUUCCGGGCAGAGUACAAGUCCUCCGGUGGCCCCUCGGUCUUCCAGAAGCCUGUCAAGUUCCAAGUGGACAUAGGUUUCUCUGAGGGAGACAGAGAGCAAGAGAGGGAGCGAGCAGAAAGGGAAGGCAGAAGAGAGAUGGGUAUAUACAGCGUCACCUUCACCCUAAUAACAGGUCCCAGUCGCAGAUUCAAGAGGGUGGUGGAAACCAUUCAGGCUCAGCUCCUUAGUACUCAUGAUCAGCCUUCUGUGCAGGCACUGGCUGAUGAGAAGAACGGCAAACCUUCCCGCCCGCCCAGCACACCUUCGCGUCAGAAUUCCAGGCGUUCGGAAAGCGGGUGUGAGAAAGAGCGCGCGGCGGACGCGGCGAGCGCCAGCGGAAGCCACGCCGGGAGCGUCUUACAAAGGCAAGGCUCGGGGAAAGACAAGGCCAGACUUCUCUCCGCCACCAACGGGACGCAGUCGCAUCCCUGAAAAGAAUGUCGCCAAGGAGAGGCGGGAUAUCGCCUUUGACCCUUUCCUGUAUCCUUCCCCCAUCAUCGCAGUUUUCUUCCUUUCUGCCUUGCUCUGUGGCCAUCAUUCCCUCGCAAAGGAUUGGCAGAUUUACUUUGAGCUCAACUAUAUAUGUAUGUGUAUAUAUACAUAUAUACUGUAUAUAUAUUUAUGUAUGUAUGUAUGUAUGUGUGUAUAUAUAUGUGUAUGUAUAUAUGCAUAUAUACAUGCAUAUAUACACUACCGUUCAAAAAUGUGGGGUCACCCAAACAAUUUUGUGGAAUAGCCUUCAUUUCUAAGAACAAGAAUAGACUGUCGAGUUUCAGAUGAAAGUUCUCUUUUUCUGGCCAUUUUGAGCGUUUAAUUGACCCCACAAAUGUGAUGCUCCAGAAACUCAAUCUGCUCAAAGGAAGGUCCGUUUUGUAGCUUCUGUAACGAGCUAAACUGUUUUCAGAUGUGUGAACAUGAUUGCACAAGGGUUUUCUAAUCAUCAAUUAGCCUUCUGAGCCAAUGAGCAAACACAUUGUACCAUUAGAACACUGGAGUGAUAGUUUCUGGAAAUGGGCCUCUAUACACCUAUGUAGAUAUUGCACCAAAAACCAGACAUUUGCAGCUAGAGUAGUCAUUUACCACAUUAGCAAUGUAUAGAGUGUAUUUCUUUAAAGUUAAGACUAGUUUAAAGUUAUCUUCAUUGAAAAGUACAGUGCUUUUCCUUCAAAAAUAAGGACAUUUCAAUGUGACCCCAAACUUUU